Messenger RNA from Stegastes partitus (bicolor damselfish), 1140 nucleotides. It is a transcript of the gene ska1, whose product is annotated as spindle and kinetochore associated complex subunit 1. The record is from RefSeq and is a predicted model, not a curated record. Gene Ontology annotation, biological process: chromosome segregation; regulation of microtubule polymerization or depolymerization; cell division. NCBI's taxonomy places the organism in Eukaryota, Metazoa, Chordata, Actinopteri, Pomacentridae. Gene Ontology annotation, molecular function: microtubule binding. The transcript has 7 exons. Gene Ontology annotation, cellular component: outer kinetochore; mitotic spindle; spindle microtubule. The coding region runs from base 62 to 811 and encodes 249 amino acids.
UUGAAAUAAACCGGGAAGCAGCAUUUAGACGAAGGAGCGACCGAACCGAGACUCUGGGAAAAUGAGUGAACUGGAGGAUGUCAGCCGACACAUUCAUGACAAGAUAUCAUCCUUACAGUGUAUGCUGGACCUGUCAGUUAUUGAAUUGCCUCAAAACAAGAUGAAAAAACUUGGACAAGAACUCUUUGCACUCGAGAGACUUCUGGAGGAAUUUGAAAACUGUAUUGGACAACAGAAAGAACAACUGAAGCAUUUGGAGGCAGUUGAGGAGUUAUUGCAGAAGGAUCUGGGGGAUUUGCAGCACUUUAAAGACAACAUACCUCCACACAUGCCCAGGAAGAAGGACACGUUCAGUGGAAAUGAACCUGUAACGAACCAGAAUGAAGCAGUAGAUGUUCAACCAAGCCAAGCAGAAAAGGUUAAAAAGACCAACAAAAGUUUUGUCAGAGAGAUGGAAAUUAUCACUAUGCCAGAGUUUGAGGGCAUCCCUCCGUACAUGAAAGGACGUGUAUCAUAUGACCAGCUUAAUGCUGCAGUACACACCAUAAACGCUGCUGUAACAGCCAAGUACAAGAUCCUCCGUCAGCCGGUGAAAGCGCUCAAUAAUCAUGCACGCAAGCUGCACCAGCGCUUCAAGGACCAGGAGACCAAAGACACAAAAGGUCAGUAUUUUAUUGUGGAGGAUGACAUUCGUGAAUUUACCCAAACGAAGGUGGACAAACGAUUUCAAGGGAUUCUGAACAUGCUGCGACACUGUCAGCGCCUGAAGGAGCUCCGAGGGGGAGGCCUCACCCGCUAUAUGCUGUUAUGAAAAGAACAAGAUGAGUUUUCAGUUAGCUUCUUUGUUUUUUUCAGUGUGGUAACACAGUAGGGCGGCAUAUUUGUAAAUGUGUAUAUUAUCUGCCUAAUUAUGGUGACAACAGUGUGAGGAAGCUGUCUGUAUAUUUGGAAGACUACAUUGUCACACUGUAUUUAUGUCAGUGAGAUUGGUUAUACUGACUUUCCAAUCUUCUGAUUUCUGUGUGAAUAUGCUUUGAUUUGCCACCUGCAUGUGCUCUUACUCUGGCAAAUGUAUACAAAGUGUGUCAGAAAAGUUCCAGCACUGGUGUCACAAAAGAUAUUUUUCAAACCCAAAUUACA